Molecule: messenger RNA, 2858 nt
Organism: Clupea harengus (Atlantic herring)
Lineage: Eukaryota; Metazoa; Chordata; Actinopteri; Clupeiformes; Clupeidae
Product: vascular endothelial zinc finger 1-like
Biological process (GO): regulation of transcription by RNA polymerase II
Cellular component (GO): nucleus
Molecular function (GO): DNA-binding transcription factor activity, RNA polymerase II-specific; sequence-specific DNA binding
Source: RefSeq, a predicted model, not a curated record
ACAGGAAGUUGUAGCAGCUGCCAUGUUUAGCUGCUUUGUUGUAGAUUUCUUGUAGGUUUCCUGCAGAUUUUUAAGUGUUGCAAUGGAACCGAGCUGGAGUUCGUUUUUAUUUCAGCAGGCCAAUGAGGCGUUGCACCACCACCACCACCACCACCACGUGUCGCAGAACAGCCUGCUGCCGCUGCUCAACUCCGCGUCGGAGCCGCCGGACCAGAAGCCCAUAAUGCCCAUCCUUCUGGACCAGAAGCCCCCGGUCAGCGCCGCCGACCUGCUCAAGGACAACGUGGCCAGCGGCGCGGGCGGCGGCGGCGGUGGCGGAGGGGGAGGCGGGGGCGGAGGAGGGGUCCACCACCCGGUGGUCGUGAAGAAGGAGCCCAAAUCCAAGACGCCGUUCGUCUGCAGCUACUGCAACAAGGCCUUCCGCGACAGCUACCACCUGCGGCGGCACGAGUCCUGCCACACGGGCAUCAAGAUGGUGUCGCGGCCCAAGAAGAGCCCCACCGCCUCCGCCUCGGCGCCGCCCACCAUGGUGCCGCUCGUCUCCGCGGUGACGCGCGACGGCGGCGGCGGCCAGUACGUGUCCACCAUCGCGGGCAUGCUCACCACGGCGACCACCUCCGCCUCCUCGGCCACCAGCAUCAUGAGCCCCAUGGCGCACCACCAGCAGCACCACCAGCACCACCAGCAACAACACCAUCACCAGCAGCAGCAGCAGCACUCCCAGCAGCAGCAGCAGCAGCAGCAGCAGCAGCAACAACCGCAGCAGCCCAAGAAGACCCCGAAGCCGGUGAAGAAGAACCACGGCUGCGAGAUGUGCGGCAAGGCCUUCCGCGACGUCUACCACCUCAACCGCCACAAGCUCUCGCACUCGGACGAGAAGCCGUUCGAGUGCCCCAUCUGCCAGCAGCGCUUCAAGCGCAAGGACCGCAUGACCUACCACGUGCGCUCCCACGACGGCGGCGUUCACAAGCCCUACAUCUGCUCCGUGUGUGGCAAGGGCUUCUCCAGCAAGGACCGCAUGACCUACCACGUGCGCUCGCACGACGGCGGCGUGCACAAGCCCUACAUCUGCGCCGUCUGCGGGAAGGGCUUCUCCAGACCCGAUCAUCUCAGCUGUCACGUGAAGCACGUCCAUUCCACAGAAAGACCUUUCAAAUGCCAAGUAACAGCCUGCACGUCUGCGUUCGCCACCAAAGACCGCCUGCGCUCGCACAUGAUCCGGCACGAGGGCAAGGUCACCUGCAACAUCUGCGGCAAGAUGCUCAGCGCCGCCUACAUCACCAGCCACCUCAAGACGCACGGCCAGCAGACCAGCUUCAACAACUGCAACAAAGACUCUAACGACGUGUGCAAUUCUGCCUCCGCUACCCCUGUCUCCACCUCCGUGGCCAUCACCACGGCGAUGAACCGCGGCAACCUGAUCCCAGGCAACGCGGUCACCAUCGCGGCGCAGAUGAACAUCAGCACCAACACCGUGAGCCUGCAGCACCCGGUCACCAUCACCGGGCCGGUGAACAUCGCCUCGGUCAACAUCCCCACCACCAUGAGCCUGGCCCACCCCGUGGCCAUGAACAUCGCCGGGCCGCUCAACAUCGCCAUGCGCUCCAUGGACAGCAUGCCCUUCCUCUCCCAGGUCCUGCCUUCCUCCCCACCCUGGUAGGCCCAGGCCAGGACCGGCCACGCCUUCCUCUUCUGCAGCCGGCCAAUCCCUGUGAUGAAUGACCCUUUCCUGUCCCGCCUCUUCCCCCGAUCAUGUUCCUUUUGAAAGCCCAGCGUCUUCCCUGAUACCUACUACCAUCCCCACUCCCCACCGCCCGCUCAACUAACCCCAUCCCCACCUACCUACAUUUUGAAGGAGACCUCGGCCGGCCGUGCUAGCCACACUAGCUGCCAGCGCAGGUACGCAAGACGGGAGAAGGAACAGAGCAAAAACAGAAGAGAAAGGAAACGAAUAAAUGGACUGAGAAAAAAAAAACAUUAGCAUGAGCUGUGGAAGUUUUUUUUUAUUUUUAUUUUUUUCUGACACCACACGCCGCUUCCUCACAGCACCCAGAUCAGUUAACCGUGCUCACCAUCUCCCUCACCACUGAAGGACACCAAGACUCCAGUCUGCGCCCAAAUCUGUGAAGAAACACAGCGGUAGAAGAGUGACAGAUUCAGCUAACACAGACGGGAAAAAAAGUGAGAGCUACAAUUUUUGGUUGUUGGUGUGUUUUUUUUUUUUUUUUUUUUUUUAAAACUGCUCUUGCAUCAAACGGUUAGAUUUGUUUUUGUUUGAUUUUGUUUUUUUAUUAUUAUUAUGUAGGUUGCUAAUCAGUAUUUAAUAGUUUUUUAAGGCAUUUUAUGGAGUAAACUACACAAAAAAAGGGACAAAAAAGGCUUCCAUUUGUGGGAAGAGUUUUUUUUUUUGAGAAUGCUUUGUAGUAGUUAGGAAGGGAUUGGGUGGGGCGGGGGGGAUUGAACUCUAUUGAAGCGGGGUGAAAGUGGCUUUGGACAUCUCUCGCCUUUGACUGUGAAAAAGUCAAACUCUGUCCAGUCCGCUCGCCUCUGCUUGUAGCUUUUUACACACACAAAAAAACUUUACACUUCUGGAAGGAAUCAUUCCAGAGCAUAGGAUGACUUGUACUGUAGAAUUUUUUUUCUUUUUUUUUUUGUUCAUUAUUGGAGGAGGAUUGUUUGGGAUGUGUGGUGUCCUGAUAUUGGAUGUGUACUAUAGUGACUAUCUAGGACUCGACCUAAUGCUGGAUGUGUACUAUAGUGACUAUCCAGGACUCGACCCGAUAUCCCACUGGUGAAAUCUGUGACGAAAGGGCAGUAUUAUCAAAGAUCAAAUCACACCUUAAAGUGUUGAUUUAAAA